AAUACAAGCUUACAAAGCUGCACUAAAGGUGAUUGUAUCACGCGAGUAAAUGUUAACAACCACGGAGAGCUGAGAAUGGCAACUCUCUCACAGAGAGUGCUUUGUUGUUCAUCAAGAUAUAAAAGUCUUUCAAGGACAUUUUGUACAUCAGCUCAGCUCUGCAAAAAUCUCAGAUCCGGUAAAAAGCAGUAUCCAAAGAAAGGAGAACACAACUUUACUUAUGAGGAAAUCAACCCUCCUUACACAAUAGGAGUUAGAAAAUCAUGGAACUCAUGGAACACAACUAAUCUUCAUGGAGAGACAGGAGCACCACAGAUAAUAUUCGAAGAUAUUUUCAUCCGGAAAUUCCUCGCAGGAACUUUUCCUUUAGUGUAUGAGCCAGGGACUGAAAUAAUGAUCAGAAGGAGACAAAAUCUUAUUGAUAUUACCAUGGUGACAAAAGAAACAACGAGGAUGG
Saccostrea cuccullata (small rock oyster) is the source of this 457-nucleotide messenger RNA. RefSeq names its product small ribosomal subunit protein uS3m-like. The annotation marks the transcript as partial. Gene Ontology annotation, biological process: translation. The transcript has 3 exons. Lineage: Eukaryota; Metazoa; Mollusca; Bivalvia; Ostreida; Ostreidae. The record is from RefSeq and is a predicted model, not a curated record. Gene Ontology annotation, cellular component: mitochondrion.